GGCGUGAACAGAAGUACAUACUACGUACUUCUCCAUCUGGUUAGUAUAUUAUACGUUAAAAUGUCAGAUUUGGUCAGUGUUUUGGAAUUUGAGGAGCACGCUUUUAAAGUUCUUCCCAGAAAUGCUUUGGAUUAUUACAGAAGUGGAGCUGGAAAACAGGAGACAUUGGCGGACAACAGGAAAGCUUUUUUCAGUGCGCUAUCAACUGCUCAAGCUUUGGGGAUAAUCUACACCCUUAGCACUCUUUCAACAAGCAGCAUUGAAGAAGUGGCUGAAGCUGCACCCCAUGCUGUGAAAUGGUAUCAAUUAUACAUCUAUAGAGACAGAUUGGCGAAUUUCCAAGGACAAACAUCUGAAAUGAGCCAGGAUCUAGAAAAAGGAUCAGGUCUUAACAAUUACGUAACGGAUCUCUUCGACGCAACUAUCAGCUGGGAAGAUAUUAAGUGGUUGAAAAGCAUUACUAGACUCCCAAUUGUUCUUAAAGGAAUAUUGACAGCCGAGGAUGCUUUACUUGCUGUUCAAGCUGGAGUGUCUGCUGUUCAAGUAUCUAACCAUGGUGCUAGGCAAAUAGACGGAACACCUGCUUCGAUAGAAGCUCUACCAGAGAUCGUAAAGGCAGUGGGGGACAAAAUAGAGGUGUAUGUUGACGGAGGAGUAACAGACGGCAUUGAUGUACUUAAAGCAGUGGCUUUGGGAGCUAAAAUGACUUUUAUAGGACGUCCAGCUUUGUGGGGUCUUGCUCAUAGUGGACAACAAGGAGUUGAAAAAGUUCUCAAUAUUCUUAAAAACGAACUUAAAACUGCUAUAGGAAUCUCAGGUUAUUCAAAAAUAAGUGACGUGCCCAGAGACUUGGUUGUGCACGAGAGUUAUUACGCAAAACUAUAAGAAGAUUACAAACGUAGAUGCUAUGAAAUGAUAAACAACCUAGGAAUUACAAGAUCAAUAUAUUUAUCUAUUACUAUUAUAUUUUCUGUUUAAUUUAAUAAAAAUACAUAUUUUGUGAUAUU
Diabrotica balteata is the source of this 1007-nucleotide messenger RNA. The record is from the annotation of a GenBank genome assembly. NCBI's taxonomy places the organism in Eukaryota, Metazoa, Arthropoda, Insecta, Coleoptera, Chrysomelidae.